This is a messenger RNA of Myxocyprinus asiaticus (Chinese sucker), 3159 nucleotides long. Its product is annotated as outer dense fiber protein 2-like. NCBI's taxonomy places the organism in Eukaryota, Metazoa, Chordata, Actinopteri, Cypriniformes, Catostomidae. The record is from RefSeq and is a predicted model, not a curated record. The transcript is spliced from 18 exons. Gene Ontology annotation, cellular component: centrosome. Bases 674 to 3151 code for a protein of 825 amino acids. Gene Ontology annotation, biological process: regulation of cilium assembly.
GAAGGACACAACUCAUGCAUCCUCCGAAUUCCCGUGAAAGAAGGUCGCAUUCGAAGGCUGCAUUUGAAGUGUCCUACUCGCUUUUAUGAAACGAGACAGCCUCUGACGUAUGCGGCCGACAAAUGCGACCUCCGGAGGACGCAUGCUUCCAAACUAGACACAGCAAUCGUUACCUUAGAAACAGAAAACGCUUCAGUUCACUGGGCGUUAACACACUUCCUAAAUCUUUUUCCGCUGAAGUUUCGAACCAGCCAAUGAGAUUCGACAUAAAAGUGUGAGGCGGGACUUACGCCGUCAGACGCGUCUCCGAUUGGAGGCUAUUGUUCAUGUGAGCGCAAACAACAUUUCACUGGGGACGCAAGGUUACGUUAAGGUUAGUGGUUCAAAUCCAUGCGCAUAACAUUAAUCGUUUUUAAAGUUAACAAAUACAUUUUUCAAUGCACUUCGAAUCAAGAGAAAUGAACUGUUCGUAUAUGAGUGAACAGAAAUAAUGGAUUAAGAGAACGGGCAUAGACGUGACAGAGUUUUUCUGUUAAACGGAUAUACAUGUUUGAAUCCCAACACUCCUGAUAAAACAUCUUACAAGUUUAUGACGCACUGCUAGUGAACGUUUUCGUACUCUUAAAGACACAUUGAAUACAUUCUCAAGGUCCAGUCCCAUUGAAUCGAAGCGAUGAAAACACGGUCGUCCUCUCCACCGGUCCAAGUUCAUGUCCCUGACUCAACAUCUGUACAUGUCCACCUGAAGAAAAGUCCACAGAAGUGUGCAGCAGUGCCACCCAGCCAGCAAGGUAAAAUGAGCCAUUUACGAUCCACUGCCAGUGUGAAGGUACGAGCUCCCUGGGUUCCUCCUGGAAAGGCAUCUAAACGAAAGGAAUACAAGUGGGAGGGGGCGACACACUGUUUGGAGAUCAUGCCUUGUCCUGCCACUGACUGUUCCUCAUCUCCUCUGAGGCUCACUGCUUUGUCCAGUGAAGAGGACAAUGUAAAAGGAGUAAUUGACAACAUCCCCAAAUAUGAAAGGGAGAUUCAAAGUCUUUUGUUAGAAGUUGACUCUAUGAGAAGUGAGGUAACGUUACAGCAGAGAGAGGACCAGUUGAAGCACCAGUCACAGCAGUUGAGUGCCUGUCACCAUUUUAUUGACCAACAUGAUGAAAGACUAGAGGAAGCCGGUAAUGAUUUGAGGAGGUCAAAGCUCGAGAAUUCUGAUCUCCGGAGCACUGUGGAUGGGGCACACUGUGAUCCUGGACAAUUUAGGUCAGAAACAGAACCUCUGCACCAGGAGAUAGAAACUUUGCUUAGGAAACUGGUGGAGGCUGAGAUAGAUGGCCAAGCUGUAGCCAAACAAGUGGCAGUUCUAAGGGAAACCAUAGGCAAACUUAGGAAGGUAAAUGAAUGUGUGCAGGACAAAAAACUGUUAAAGACAUACUCUGAUCAGCUGGGUCGGCAACAUGAGCUACUAGAGCAGAAGUUUAACGCCUUUGAAAACACAAACCGCUUUCUCCGACGACUUCUGAGAGUGCAGCAUGGAUGGGAGACAGAUGCGCUGAGGAUGUCUGAUGAGAGGGAGAUACUAAUGAGGAAACUAGCUGAUUCAGAGGCUGAAAAAAGGAAACUUGAGUCUAAACUCAACAACAAGGAAAAGGAGGCCAAUCAGCUAGCUGAGAAUUUGGAAACUGAAAAGGAUCAUCUAAAGAGCACAGGAGAGCUGUCCAAGAUUCUCGAAUCUACCCGUAGUCGUCUGCAGAACCAGCUGCACAAGAAAGAGGCUGAAAAUAACCGUCUGGAGGCUCAGAUCCAAAGGCUAGAGGGCACACUGCAGCAAAAACAGGAGGAGGUUCAAGGUCUGCUGGAGCAGAUGAGAGAGUUGAAACAGCACUGUGAAGGGGACAGAGACAUCCAUAAACAGGUCUUUGAGGACCAGAGAAAACGGGCUGAACAAAGCGUGAAUACAGCAGCCCAGCUCUCUACACAACUCCUGGAGAGGACUCAGUUAGCAGAGGCUCUCUCCUCUGCUGAGGAGCUUUGGCAGCAUUACUCCAAACAGAACAGAGAGAAGAGCCAACUCGAGCUGGAGGUCACCACAUUAAACAAUCGGCUCACUGAGUUGACUGAACAUUUGCGCAGUUGUGAGGAGAAGUCCUGCACUGAGAGAGAGGGGUUUCUCAGCCGGCUGCACUCCCUCACCUCAGAGGCCACCUCAACCAGACUGGAGAACCAGAGACACAAGACCACUCUGUCAGCUACAGAAGACCGAUUGUCUUUGUUUCAGUCUGAGGUGGAACAGCUGAAGACUUCUCUCAAAGACUUUGAGAGUCUGGUAGAGGGUUACAAGAGCCAGCUGCAAAAGACGCGUUUGGAGUCUGAGGAAUACUCUUUGAGGCUGGAGCUGGCGGAGGCGGCGGCACGGAGUGACCGUGCAGAAGUGGAGAGGGAGGUGGAACAGGGCCGCAAGCAGUUCCAGGCCAGGUUGAAGGAGCUGCAUGAUGCUCUGAAACAUUCUGAAGAGCAGUUCAGAGAGGCCAGAGAGAACAUGCACAUACAGGAAAGGAGAAAUGCUGAGCAGAACAGCACUCUGUCUGAACUCAGGAUCAAGAUGGAGCAGCAGGAUUGCAAAAUAGAGACAUUCCGGAAGAAGUAUGUGUUUCUGCUUGAAGAAAACACUCAGCUGAAAUGCUCUGUAGAAAGCAUGGAAAGGAAGUUGGAAGAGGUGAGCACUCAGAACAGGGAUCUGCUUCAGGUUAUUACCAAGCGUGAGGAGACAAUCCACCACACACAGCUGUGUCUGGAGGAGAAGACCUGGGAGUGUGACUCCCUCUUCAGACAGGCAGAACAGGCUAGGGAGGAGGCACAGAGACAGAUGGACCAGUGUCUAGAGCGGAUUUUGUCCAAAGAACAGUCAGCUCAGUCCAAAAAGCUGGAUUUGGAGACCCAGUUGAGCCUGGCUAAAAAUGAGCUGGGGCAGCUACGCCGCAGCAAAGAUGAUAUGGAGAAGCGAUUUCAGUGCAAACUUCAAGACAUGAAGAACCAGUUAGAGCAGGUGAACAGCACCAAUCGCAGCCUGCAGAACUAUGUGCACUACCUGAAGUCCUCAUACACCAAUGUGUUUGGAGACUCUGCACUCACAAGCUCACUGAAUAUCCAUAUCUGAAGUGUGAC